Podarcis raffonei (Aeolian wall lizard) is the source of this 9173-nucleotide messenger RNA. It is a transcript of the gene DIP2C, whose product is annotated as disco interacting protein 2 homolog C. The transcript has 39 exons. NCBI's taxonomy places the organism in Eukaryota, Metazoa, Chordata, Lepidosauria, Squamata, Lacertidae. Bases 620 to 5539 code for a protein of 1639 amino acids. The record is from RefSeq and is a predicted model, not a curated record.
CGGCCGGGGUGGAGCGAGCGAGGGAGGCGAGCGGGAGAGAGCGCUGCGCCCUGGCGCGCUGUGCGUGAGUCUGUGGCGAGCUUGCAGCGGGCCCGCUCAGCUCCAUGCGAAAGGAUUGCGAGGGGGAAAGAGGAGGAGGAGGAGGAAGGAGAAGAAGAGGAGGAGGAGGAGGCAGCAGCAACAGCAGCCAUGGCGGGGCUCCACUGAAGGCAGCAGCAGCAGGCGGCGAGGGAGGAGAGGGGAAAUCUCUGCGUUCCCUCCACCUCAUCCCUGCCUGAGCUGGGCUGGGCUCUGCGUGGAUUCCUCGCUUUAUGCCCCGCUGAGACCGCCGGAGAGGACCCGGGGCCCGCGUCGCCGCCACCCCAGCGCGCGGGGGGGAGGGUUGGGUGCUUUUGUUUUUAAUUUGCCGCCCUCCCUUUCCAUUCCGCCGCCCCCCCCUCCGCAAGUCGUUGUCCUCCUCCUCCUCGAUUGCGUGUGUUGUGUGUGUGUGUGUCCCUCUCUCCGUCGGUGUGUAUUGCAAACAAAGAGCCAGACCCACAUCCGCGCAGCAGCGCGAGGGGAGAGAAAGGAGGAGAAGGAGCCACAGCCGAGAGCCAGAGGAGAUCUCCUUGGAUCGAGUAUGGCGGAUCGCAGCCUGGAGAGCCUUCCUCUGCCGCUGGAAGUGAGAGCCCGCCUGGCUGAGCUGGAGCUGGAAUUAUCGGAAGGUGACAUCACGCAGAAGGGCUAUGAAAAGAAGAGAUCAAAAUUAAUUGGGGCCUACUUGCCACAACCUCCGGCGGCGAAUGGAGCUGCUGCGGUUCGGUGUAGACUACAGCACAAUGAAGGGGCCACGAGAAGGACGCUGCGCACUGGCAACAUUGGGGUCUGUGACAUCCGGGAAGCAGCAGCUAGAGAACGCACAGCCCCACACAACACAGCGGCAAACCGGCCUCUCUUUUACUUUCGCUUUGGCGUGGAUCAGGCACUGCCACAAGAACGCCGAACUCCCGUUACCCCUUCCUCCUCCUCUCGAUACCACCGACGCAGGUCCUCAGGGUCACGUGAUGAGCGCUAUCGGUCAGAUGUUCAUACAGAAGCAGUCCAGGCAGCUCUUGCAAAACAUAAAGAAAGGAAGAUGGCAGUGCCUAUGCCAUCCAAGCGACGUUCAUUGGUGGUGCAAACAUCGAUGGACGCCUACACACCUCCAGAUACCUCAUCUGGUUCAGAAGAUGAAGGCUCUGUACAGGGCGAUUCACAGGGAACUCCAACGUCAAGCCAAGGGAGUAUAAAUAUGGAACACUGGAUCAGCCAAGCCAUCCAUGGCUCUACCACAUCUACAACAUCUUCAUCUUCAACGCAAAGUGGCGGCAGCGGUGCUGCACAUAGGCUAGCUGAUGUAAUGGCGCAAACGCAUAUAGAAAACCAUUCCGCACCUCCAGAUGUUACCACUUACACCUCAGAACACUCAAUACAAGUAGAAAGACCACAAGGUUCAACAUCGAGGGUGGCACCAAAAUAUGGAAAUGCUGAACUUAUGGAAACUGGCGAUGGAGUUCCAGUAAGCAGCAGAGUGUCGGCAAAAAUUCAGCAGUUGGUCAACACCUUAAAACGACCCAAACGGCCCCCAUUACGAGAGUUCUUUGUAGAUGACUUUGAAGAAUUAUUAGAAGUUCAACAGCCAGACCCAAACCAACCAAAGCCAGAGGGAGCGCAGAUGUUGGCGAUGCGUGGAGAACAGCUGGGCGUGGUUACGAAUUGGCCUCCAUCUCUUGAAGCGGCAUUGCAACGAUGGGGAACCAUUUCCCCAAAAGCUCCUUGUCUAACCACUAUGGACACCAAUGGAAAACCACUAUAUAUUCUCACUUACGGCAAACUGUGGACCCGUAGUAUGAAAGUCGCAUACAACAUACUACAUAAGUUGGGCACGAAGCAAGAACCAAUGGUGCGGCCAGGAGACAGGGUAGCACUAGUAUUUCCCAAUAAUGACCCUGCUGCUUUUAUGGUAGCAUUUUAUGGCUGCCUGCUUGCAGAAGUUGUCCCUGUACCUAUUGAAGUGCCACUUACCAGAAAGGGGACUCCUCCUUCUGUCUGGAUUUUCAUAGAAGCCAAACCAAAUGAGAGCUCAUUUCUGAAGACUUUUCUUGCAAAAGACGCAGGAAGCCAGCAGAUAGGCUUCUUGCUCGGAAGCUGUGGUGUGACGGUGGCCUUGACUAGCGAUGCAUGCCACAAAGGACUGCCUAAGAGCCCUACAGGGGAAAUACCACAAUUUAAAGGCUGGCCAAAGCUGCUAUGGUUUGUCACAGAAUCGAAACACCUAUCGAAACCUCCUCGAGACUGGUUCCCACAUAUCAAAGAUGCAAACAAUGACACAGCUUACAUUGAGUACAAAACAUGCAAAGAUGGAAGUGUUCUCGGGGUUACUGUGACGAGAAUCGCACUUCUGACCCAUUGCCAAGCUCUUACACAGGCAUGUGGAUACACAGAAGCCGAAACCAUUGUGAACGUAUUAGAUUUCAAGAAAGAUGUAGGAUUAUGGCAUGGGAUUCUUACGAGUGUUAUGAACAUGAUGCAUGUCAUAAGCAUCCCCUAUUCCUUAAUGAAAGUGAACCCACUUUCGUGGAUACAGAAGGUCUGCCAGUACAAAGCGAAAGUUGCCUGUGUGAAAUCCAGGGAUAUGCACUGGGCAUUAGUAGCGCAUAGAGAUCAACGAGAUAUCAACCUCUCCUCCCUCCGUAUGCUAAUAGUUGCUGAUGGCGCCAAUCCAUGGUCUAUUUCCUCUUGUGAUGCAUUUCUUAAUGUCUUCCAAAGCAAAGGCCUCAGACAAGAAGUCAUUUGCCCUUGUGCUAGUUCGCCAGAGGCUCUCACAGUGGCUAUUAGAAGGCCAACAGACGAUAGCAAUCAGCCGCCAGGCAGAGGCGUCCUGUCCAUGCACGGUCUUACCUAUGGAGUCAUCAGAGUGGAUUCUGAAGAAAAGCUUUCUGUUUUAACAGUGCAAGAUGUUGGCUUGGUGAUGCCAGGAGCCAUAAUGUGUGCCGUGAAGCCUGAUGGAGUUCCUCAACUCUGUCGGACAGAUGAAGUAGGGGAACUCUGUGUAUGUGCUAUUGCAACAGGUACAUCUUAUUAUGGACUCUCUGGAAUGACCAAAAACACAUUUGAGGUGUUCCCUAUGACCAGUUCAGGUGCCCCAAUCAGCGAAUACCCUUUCAUAAGAACUGGGCUGCUGGGGUUUAUUGGCCCAGGUGGGCUUGUCUUUGUUGUUGGCAAAAUGGAUGGGCUGAUGGUCGUCAGCGGACGGAGGCACAACGCAGAUGACAUUGUAGCCACGGCACUCGCGGUGGAACCAAUGAAGUUUGUCUACAGGGGAAGAAUAGCAGUGUUUUCAGUGAGCGUUCUUCACGACGAGAGGAUAGUUAUCGUUGCUGAGCAAAGGCCGGACUCUACGGAGGAAGACAGCUUUCAGUGGAUGAGCAGAGUGCUUCAGGCUAUAGACAGUAUUCAUCAAGUGGGAGUUUACUGCCUAGCCCUGGUACCAGCAAACACACUCCCAAAGACUCCUCUGGGUGGAAUCCACUUAUCCGAAACGAAGCAGCUUUUCCUCGAAGGAGCACUGCAUCCCUGUAAUGUGUUGAUGUGUCCACACACCUGUGUAACAAACCUGCCUAAACCAAGACAAAAACAGCCAGAAAUUGGCCCUGCCUCUGUGAUGGUGGGGAAUCUCGUCUCUGGAAAAAGAAUUGCUCAGGCAAGUGGCAGAGAUUUGGGUCAAAUAGAAGACAACGAUCAAGCCAGAAAGUUCCUGUUUCUCUCAGAAGUCUUACAAUGGAGAGCACAAACAACUCCUGACCACGUGCUUUACACACUGCUAAAUUGUAGGGGGACAAUAGCAAACUCUCUAACAUGUGUUCAGCUACAUAAACGAGCUGAAAAGAUAGCCGUUAUGUUGAUGGAAAGGGGACACUUACAAGAUGGCGACCAUGUUGCUUUGGUCUACCCACCAGGUAUAGAUCUGAUUGCUGCAUUUUACGGGUGUUUGUACGCAGGCUGUGUGCCAAUAACAGUUCGACCUCCGCACCCCCAGAACAUUGCAACAACAUUGCCUACGGUCAAGAUGAUUGUGGAGGUGAGUCGCUCUGCCUGCUUAAUGACGACACAAUUAAUAUGUAAAUUGUUGCGGUCACGAGAGGCGGCAGCAGCGGUGGAUGUCAGAACGUGGCCCCCUAUCUUAGACACAGAUGAUUUGCCAAAGAAGCGGCCUCCUCAGAUCUACAAACCUUCUAACCCCGACAUGCUGGCUUAUCUCGAUUUCAGUGUAUCCACAACUGGAAUGCUAGCAGGGGUGAAGAUGUCUCAUGCAGCCACUAGUGCCUUCUGUCGUUCUAUUAAGCUGCAGUGUGAGCUUUAUCCUUCCAGAGAAGUUGCAAUCUGUUUGGACCCUUACUGUGGACUUGGGUUUGUCCUUUGGUGCCUCUGUAGCGUUUAUUCAGGACACCAGUCUAUUUUGAUUCCUCCCUCAGAAUUGGAGACCACGCCUGCCCUCUGGCUUCUGGCUGUGAGUCAGUACAAAGUGAGAGACACCUUUUGCUCUUAUUCCGUCAUGGAGCUAUGUACCAAGGGUCUUGGUUCGCAAACGGAAUCUCUGAAGGCAAGGGGACUGGACCUCUCAAGAGUGCGGACGUGUGUGGUUGUGGCAGAAGAACGGCCUCGGAUAGCUCUGACGCAGUCCUUUUCAAAGCUUUUCAAAGAUCUGGGCCUCCACCCCAGGGCUGUCAGCACAUCAUUUGGCUGCAGAGUCAACCUGGCUAUAUGUUUGCAGGGGACAUCAGGGCCAGAUCCAACCACUGUGUAUGUGGACAUGAGGGCCCUCAGACAUGACAGAGUGCGUUUAGUAGAAAGAGGAUCCCCUCAUAGCUUGCCCCUCAUGGAAUCGGGAAAGAUUCUCCCUGGAGUUCGCAUCAUUAUUGCUAAUCCAGAAACAAAGGGACCCCUGGGAGAUUCUCAUCUUGGAGAGAUAUGGGUUCAUAGUGCUCACAAUGCCAGUGGCUACUUCACUAUCUAUGGUGAUGAAUCCUUGCAGUCAGAUCACUUUAACUCAAGACUUAGUUUUGGAGACACUCAAACUAUCUGGGCACGGACUGGCUACUUGGGAUUUCUGAGAAGAACAGAGCUCACAGAUGCAAAUGGGGAGCGACAUGAUGCACUUUAUGUGGUAGGUGCGCUAGAUGAAGCCAUGGAACUGCGAGGAAUGAGGUAUCACCCCAUAGAUAUCGAGACGUCUGUAAUUAGAGCACACAAGAGCAUUACAGAAUGUGCGGUGUUUACCUGGACAAACUUGUUGGUCGUUGUUGUUGAGCUGGAUGGAUCCGAGCAAGAAGCCUUAGACCUGGUUCCUUUGGUCACCAAUGUGGUCCUGGAGGAGCAUUACCUGAUUGUAGGGGUGGUGGUUGUGGUGGACGUUGGUGUAAUUCCUAUCAACUCCCGUGGAGAGAAACAGCGUAUGCACCUACGAGACGGAUUUUUGGCGGACCAACUAGAUCCCAUCUAUGUGGCCUACAACAUGUAGUCUGGUAUCUAUUAAGGUUUCCAUGGACUGUACUCUAGAUGUAUAAACAAAUUUUUUUGGACGUCCACUAAACGAUGUGCUGACAAGAAAACGACGCCACUCUUCAGAACGGAACUGUUUCUAUUAGGACUUUUUGACGCGCUCGUUAUUGGCAGGACAUAAAAUGUGAAACGUGUUUCUUUUACCACUACAUUUUAACACAGAAGGACUUUGGGGUACUGCCUUCAGUUUGUUGGAAAGCCCAUUAUUAGACUUUUUAAAAAAGAUUAUUUUUUGCUUAUUGGGAUGAUACUGCUUUCUGAGUAAUAUGGCUUUGUAUUUUAUGUUAUACCGAAGUAGCUAAUUUUUCUCUUUUUUUAAAUCUGCCCUUCAAGUGGAUAUUUUUAAACAGCUCAUAUUAUGACUGAAUUGUUUUGGUUUGCUUGUUUUUAAAUGUCCAUAAAAAUCUUUUCCAAUAUGAAUCCAUUACUAAUUUUAAGCCAUUUUCUAUCCCAUUGUCUUAGGAAACUACAUUGUGGUACGAGGAAAAUACCCAAAACAGCACCUUCUCAAAUUAAGAGUUUUAACAGCUUUCUCUUCUGGAAAUGCUGAAAAAGGCAAAGGCAAAAAGAGCCUUUGAUUAUUAGUGUUAGAAUGAACAGAAAUUUAUAAAUAAGGUGUAUUUCGGCAAUGAGCUUGCAGAUAUCUUUGUACUAAACUAAAAAGAUAAAAUAAGUUAACUACUUCUGUAAUUAUGUACAAAACCUUUAAUUUAUUUUGAUCUCUUUAGAAGUAUAAAAGAGAAACAUUCAAGAAUAUUAAGCUCUUGUAAUGUUUGCUAAUAUAAAAAACAAAGGGGUUGUAUUAUCUUGAGUGGAUAGUAUCACAUCAAAUAUAUAUAUAUGAAAUAUAAAUUCACUAAUGACAAAAAAAAAAGAUUUUAAAGUUUUAAAAGGAUGCAGUACUCAUCACUUGCAUGGUGUCUCUUUUCCCACUGUAGAUAAUCUAACAUUAUUCACAAACUUCGAGGAAAAACCGGUCCUGGAUUGCUAAGUAUCCCUGUCUAAAAGAAUCUCCCAGAUACCAGCAAGCGAAACCAUUUUGCUACCUUUAAAGGCAGUGAGUUAAACGUUGAAGGUCGCAAUCCUCUGCCGUGCCUGCAUAGAGGGCAGGGCAUAGAGUGGCUCCCGUAGCCGUGCUGGAAUAAAUUCCUGCACCUUGCCCUCUCUUCCAAGCCUGCUUCUCCGCAAGGCCGCUGAAUUGCAACUCUGCUGCCCUUGGCCCCUAAUUUGCCUCCAGCGCUCUGCCGCUCACCCUUCCGUAGUCCGUGGCUCUUCUCCAGCCCCCUGUGUGCUCUAGGAGCCUGGAGAAGAGGAGGAGGAGCAGCAGUGCUGGAGAGGCAGGAAGUGGGGAAGAGCCUCGGUUUCAGCCUAGGAAGCCUUGGAAGAGUCCAGCCGGCACGGUGGUGGAGAUCAAGAAUGGGUUCCUGCGAGAGCCAUUCCGCCUCCUGCUCUCUGUGCAUGCAAUGCGGUAGGAUUUGCUGGUGGCCAAAGACUCUUCAACAGUGCACUACGAAGGAUUCUCUUAUUUGCCGCGGAGGUGACAAAUAUUUGUGCAGGCACGUAUGUCCAUACACUUCUUAGACGUUAGAAAAGGCAGGUUUGAAGAAUAUCACUGUUUUUCUUAGCUGCAUAACAUUGUUGCACAAUAUUGGUCAUCGUCCUUUCUUUUUUUAAGUUUGUGGGGGUUUUGUUGUUAUUAUUUUUUGGUAAGGACGAUUUUCUUGUUGUUUUUGUUUUGUUUUUGGUGGUCGUUUUGCACAAGAAUUAUGCUUUUGUUCAUCUGUUUGCCUUCCUGCUGCCCUCUGUGUCUAGGUUGGGCGAGGGGACGGUGGCGAUCCAUCCACUUCACACUUUGUAGAAAGCUGUUGUUUUUCAAUAGUCUUUCUCUUAAUAACGCGUUUGUUAUUGGAGAGUAGCUUAAAAGCCGCUCUAAACUAUUUGGCACAGCCUGGUGCAUCUGCUAACAUGUCCUUAUGCCAAACAGAGGAACUGAUACUGGUGUAGCAAGUAAUCCCAUCUCUCAGUUCCAAAGGGAAUCUGCCAAUUGGGGAAGAACAGGAACGCAUGGAUCACAGCUGCCUUUUAUUUUCUUUCUAAUUUCACUGUCUUCGGAUAAAUGGAAUUGUCGAUCUCUUAAUUAUUCAAUUGUUUUCCUCCCCCCAUUUUUUUGUUUGUUUGUUUUGAAGUGCAUAUUUUGGGUUGUUCCAGUGUAACCUGGCUGACCUGUGUCUGAUUUUUAAGGGUGAACAUUAAACAGCAGCAGUCCAAGAAUGCUUUUUAAAUGGUUUGAAAUAAUGUUAACUUGCUGACAGAAUAUGCAUGACUAAGACAGAGGCAGGACUGAAGCUACAAGACCUUUAUAUAACAUGUACAAGGGAUUUUUAUUUAUUUUUUUUGGUCUACCUUUGCAGAUUUCAUUUGGUUCUGAAGACCCCAAAUUCAUUAAUUGUUUCCCCAUUUUUAUUUUUGCAGGGGUGGGAGGGUCCUUAAAGAUGAGGGAUGGUUUUUAAGUCUGCAUGCAGAAUACAGAGCAUCUCACCAUGGCAAAACUUUUUUUUAUUUUAUUUGGGUGUGUGUUAAUUUUCAGUUGCCCCCUUUUUUCAUAUUUUAUUUGCCCUGUGAAUAUUUCUACCCAUGCUCCGAAGACCAACCCUGAAGCAUUCUGUCAAAGUGUGGGGUUUUUCUGUCCCCUAAAAUAAUAUAUAUUUUUUUCUGUUUGAAAUGUCAAGUUGCUGUAAGGUUCAGACAAGCCGUUGACUGAUUAUGAGCAUAAUUACAGUGUAUGAACUAACUUGUGAUGAUGUCCUUGCUAUUGCUGAUCUCAGUGCUGCAAAACACAAAUUUAGCUGUCAUUUUAUUAAAGCAUCACUUUUAACCUUCACCAAGUCAACUUUCCACUCCUGGGGAAGGGGACAAAGGACUGCAAUGCAGUCGUACGACACAGUUAAUAACUGAUCUCUUCUGCAACCUGCCAUCUGUGGUUGUUUAAAUUCUCAAACUUAGGACAGUAAAUGUCGAUGAACUGAAUUCCUAGUUUUGUCGUGCAAGUUAAGGGGAAAGAAACACACGUACCAUCAGAUUCAGCAAUAAAGAAGGAUUGUUCUGUAUUAGAAACUGUACUGUAGAUAAACCAUUCAUGAGAAUGUAUAAAAUGUUUGUCUUGUGACCUUGUGCUUUUGAAGUCAGACAAAAACCAUGUAAUCAACCUGAUGCACAUGCACACUAAAAUAAAAAAGAAAGAAAGAAAGAGGGUCCACAAUGAACAUUUAAACACGAAAACUAAUCAAACAGGAGCAGAUUCCUCAUGGUGCUUGUUUAUUAUAUAUAUUUAAUCCUGCUUGACACUUUACCCAAGGGAAGACUGUCCCUUUUAUCAGUUGAAUGUUAGCAGCGUUAUUUCAUAGAGUGUGGUGACUGGUUAGAGAAAUUCAUGUAACUCAGCCAAUCACAGUUUCAAACGAAAAUUUUUAUGUGCAAACAAAACAGCAACCUUCUUGUAUGUUAAACCACCAGUACGCUUUGUACAUCUGUGAUAACGCCUGUUUUAUAUUCAAAUGAACAAAUAAAAGCUUUUAUUUUUGUUGCUCUGAAAA